GUUGGACGGACGCAUUUUUUUUCGUAAAUAACUUGUUCGACCUUCUCUACCAUAAAAACAUUCGAUCACCGCAAAUUCUCUUCGAGUAGUAAAAAAUAAAAAUUCCCAUCACUGAAUAAUUAAUCGGUUUCCGCUUAUUGAGACGAACUGAAAAAUUUCACUGGUUCAUUAAAGAAAUCUUUGCUCGGGCUUCGGUCUUGUUAAAACGUCAAUAUAGAAACUCCGCUAUUCAAAUAUGGCCGAGACAACUAUUGAAAAUUUUGACGAGGAAAAUUCCGUUACGAUGCUUGAUGUUUUGCAAGAAGAAAAUCAAUUAGAAGAAGACGCAAAUGCGGUUUUGGGUCCGUCCGACGAUAAAAAUUGCACCUACAACAAGGGAUACAUAAGACAAGCUCUAUAUGCUUGCAAAACAUGCAGAGGGGAUAAAGAACCAGCCGCUGUGUGUCUUGCGUGUAGUUUCCACUGUCACGAGGGGCAUGAACUUGUAGAAUUGUAUACAAAAAGACAUUUCCGAUGCGAUUGCGGCAACGACAAAUUUGGUGGGAAAAAAUGUACACUUGACAAUUCCAAAGCAGGGAUUAAUAAUGAAAAUAAGUACAAUCAGAAUUUCGACGGUGUUUAUUGUACCUGCUCCAGACCAUAUCCAGAUCCAGAGGAUACCAACAAUGAUGAAAUGCUCCAAUGUAUCAUUUGCGAGGAUUGGUACCAUUCUAAGCACCUGGAAUGCCCAGAAGGAACGCCGCAGGACAAUUCGUUUGACGAGGUCGUGUGUGCCGGGUGCAUGAGAAAGCACGAAUUUCUGUGGCGUUAUGCACCUAAAUAUUCAGUAACAAAGAAUUCGUCGAAGGAAGAAAAAAGCAGCACGAAAGAUGAGGAAAAUUUGGAUGUGACGACAGUAUCAACAAAAGAUUGUUCACUACCUGAGAGUAAAAAUGAGCAAACAAAUUCCGGCUCGUGUUUCUGGCUGGAAGGCUGGCGAUCGAGUCUCUGCCGUUGUUCCAAUUGCAUCAAAAUGUACGAGGAUGCCAAAGUCUCAUUUCUUUUGGACCCUUUGGACAGUGUUCAGGCUUAUGAGGAAGCCGGCAAAUCAAAUCCUCGAGAAACUCAGUACGAGAAAGGCAUGAGGGCACUCGCUUCCCUCGACCAUGUGCAACAAAUUGACGCCAUUCAAGAGUACAACAACAUGAAAGAAAAUUUGAAGCAGUAUUUACAAAAAUUUGUUGAGAACAAAAAAGUCGUGCGUGAAGAGGACAUCAAAGAAUUUUUCUCCGGAAUGGAAUCGAGGAAGCGUUCUAAAGUCGUCGUACCAACUUUUUGUCGUUAAUAUAAGUGUGAGAAAGCGAAAAAUUCAAAAUAAAUAACAGUUAAAUGAGAGAAUGAAAGUCAGAGAGAAAGAGAGAGAGAGAGAAACAAAUGUGAGAAUGAGACAAGAAUCUCCAUUUGCCGUACAUAAUAUUGAUUUCAAAGAUAUUUCUCGUAUUCUAAUGAAAUUGAAAAGUCGAGCACUCGAGAAAUUCAUAUAAAAAAUAUGUAAUUCACUCGUAACACUUAUUUCGUAAGCAUUUUUUUCUCCCUUCAAUCUUAUUACAUAAGUAAAAUUUGAAUUAAAACACGUAUGAUCUAUUUUUUGCUUGAUUAAAGAAAAGGACAUUUGGAAAAUUUGUAUUUUAUUUUGAUACUUCGAUAAUUCCGAUUAAACAAAAUAUAAUCGAUAAGAAGCAUGUGUAACUCCAGUCGUUUAAAUUUCCUAAAUAAUAAAGUUUCAGACAGCGCUCAAACACUUAUUAA
Venturia canescens is the source of this 1788-nucleotide messenger RNA. Its product is annotated as putative E3 ubiquitin-protein ligase UBR7. The transcript is spliced from 5 exons. Gene Ontology annotation, cellular component: cytoplasm. Gene Ontology annotation, molecular function: zinc ion binding; ubiquitin protein ligase activity. Lineage: Eukaryota; Metazoa; Arthropoda; Insecta; Hymenoptera; Ichneumonidae. The coding region runs from base 236 to 1324 and encodes 362 amino acids. The record is from RefSeq and is a predicted model, not a curated record.